Molecule: messenger RNA, 1405 nt
Organism: Planococcus citri (citrus mealybug)
Lineage: Eukaryota; Metazoa; Arthropoda; Insecta; Hemiptera; Pseudococcidae
Exons: 5
Coding region: 478-1254 (258 amino acids)
Source: RefSeq, a predicted model, not a curated record
GAGUGGUUUAUUUACGUACAUUGGCGAGUAUUUUUAUUUUUGUAAACUAUUAUGAUACCACAGAAUACAAAGUGUAUACAUAAAGAAGUCGAAAAAAAUAAUACGAUUAUGGAGAUCGAGGCUGACGCCCCACGAUAGUCAGGCUGCUGUUGGCAGAGUGGCAAUCGGGCAAUCAAUGAACCAACGAACUCGACCAGAAUAUACUUUGUUAUCAAUGAAAAUCCACCCAAUACACUCGUUUCCUCCCGUCCAGCCUAGCAUAUGACUAAUUGAAGGCGCGGGAAGCACAUUAGUAAAAUUCUUCUCUCGCACAGAUGAUUAUACACAUACAUCGGUUCUGCGAUAUAUGUAUAUUAUACUGAAUACAAUUAUGACCUUUUAACCAAAAGGUUCAGCGAUUAAAAUCAUUUACGUUCGCAUUGUACUUAGUUGAUUCGCUUUGGUCGCAUGUGUCGGUGUGUUUUUUAAGUCAUAAAAAUGCGGACUUCCGAUUUCGUUGUGGUGAUUUUUGUGUCGCUUUGGGGGUGUGUUUUGACCCAAUAUCGCGCUGACAAUUUCACCGAAACUAUUACGUUGGACGAUGCGAAACUUGGUGAAUUUUUAGCGACGGAGAAAACCGAAGAAGACGGAACCGGUGUCGAUAAAUUGGACGAGAGUAAAAGGAACUUGACCGCCGAAUCGCUGAUUGACAGCAUAGUCGACUUAGCAAUCAAACACAUUAGAGAAAAAACAACUGGCCCGAUCAAACUUUCAGACGAAGUAAAAGAAUUUAAUCGAAAAUUUCUACUCGUACCGAUCAAAGGAGAAGUUAUAUUAUAUAAUGGAUUAUUAAACGGAGUCAAUACUAUCUCGAGGGCUGGAAAGACUACUUACAAUACUCACUCUGGACAUAUUAUAGUCAACACUACUAUCGAAUUUGAAGAACUGAAAUUCAUUUACGACUUCCAAUCGAAUAUCUACAAAAUCUCGGCAGACGGCGUUUGCAAAGGUGCCGUAACAAAGCUCUUAGUCAGCGUAGAAUUCCAGCUGAAAAUCACCGAUAGAGAAAUCGAACUAACUGGUUUAAAAUUGGUCACUGCGAAGACUUUAACAAUACAACUGGAUAGCAGUAAAUUUAAAGAUAGGGUUCUUAAUUACAUAUUGAAGACGUUUACUACGAUUUUCAAAACUAUACUUUUAUCUCAAUUAGAAAAGGAACUGCAAUCGUAUAUAGGAACCGUAAUUCAUAUAGGAGCCGCAUCAUCACAGCAUUGAAAUAUUACACCCACCUAUUUCAACAGAAUACCUGCUGCAAAAAAUGACUUUUUUUUACUUUUAUUCAUUUUUUUUGUAACGUUUCAUUUUAAGAUUGUGAUUUCAUUACACGUGUAUUACUUAUAAUGCGAUAAAGUUUAGAUUUUAUAUA